GUACGCGGUUGCAUUUUCUAUGUAAUCACCCAUCCAGAAGAAAGAAGAGAAACUAACUAAGAUGGAAGACGGAGUGGAAGCCAUUGAAGACUUGGUUAAGAACAGCGAGGAUAUGAGUGCAGAUCAAGAAACGGAAGAACAAAUUCAACAAGGCAGCAGCGAUCGAGAAGAAGAAGAAGGCAAAAAGUCUAGUGGGGUUGUCAAAAGCUUGAUUUCUGCCUUGGUUUCGAGAGGGAGAGAGGGGGAAGAAGUGGAGGGGAAAAGCGAAGACGGCAGAGCCUCCGAUCCUGCAGAUGAAGCAAGCGGCGGCGGUGGUGACGGAGGCGGAGGAGGAAUCAUCAACAGUUUUAUUUCAAACAUCUUCCACCAGAGUGAAGCCGGAGAUGGGGAGAGGGAAAGCAAUGGGAAUGGAGAGAGUGAUGCCGAGAAUGGCGGAGAAGAUGAGCAAGUCAAGGAUGCUGAAGGCGGCGGCGGCGGCGGCGGCAGUAUCAGCGUUCUGGAUAAUAUUGUUUCUCACUUGCCAAAGCCUCUCUCAGAUAGUAUGGCGCCGGAAGAGGCGUCUAUAUUGAUCCAUUCCAUUGUGCAUGACUAAUGGAGAUGGGGCUAUGGUCUUCAAAUAUUUGUAUUUUACCAACAUUAAAUGAUCAUAUCUGUUCUCAAUUCUUGUAAAUUAUAUUUAGAUGCAAAUUAUGUUCUAUAAUGGUCACGAACUUUCCUGGUCACUCAAUAUUAUGUACUACAAAUUUAUAA
Molecule: messenger RNA, 750 nt
Organism: Ipomoea nil (Japanese morning glory)
Lineage: Eukaryota; Viridiplantae; Streptophyta; Magnoliopsida; Solanales; Convolvulaceae
Product: chromo domain-containing protein LHP1-like
Exons: 2
Coding region: 62-592 (176 amino acids)
Source: RefSeq, a predicted model, not a curated record